Molecule: messenger RNA, 8953 nt
Organism: Pecten maximus
Lineage: Eukaryota; Metazoa; Mollusca; Bivalvia; Pectinida; Pectinidae
Product: ubiquitin carboxyl-terminal hydrolase 46-like
Exons: 9
Coding region: 91-1146 (351 amino acids)
Biological process (GO): protein deubiquitination
Cellular component (GO): cytosol; nucleus
Molecular function (GO): cysteine-type deubiquitinase activity; cysteine-type endopeptidase activity
Source: RefSeq, a predicted model, not a curated record
AAAUUAGAUAUGACAUGAGAAAAAAUAUGGCGCCGGUGUAAAUAAACGAAGAUUGCUGCGACGUUUUAGGUACCGUGGGGAUCCACAACUAUGGGAAAUAAUGCUUCCCAACUAGAGAAGGAAAUUGGAUCCGAACAACUGCCUGCAAAUGAACACUACUUUGGAUUAGUAAAUUUUGGGAACACCUGUUACUGUAACUCUGUUCUACAAGCACUAUAUUUCUGUCGGCCAUUUCGAGAGAAAGUGUUGCAGUACAAACAACAUCAGAAGAACAACAAGAAGGAGAGUCUGCUUACCUGUCUAGCCGACCUCUUCUACACCAUAGCUACACAGAAAAAGAAAGUUGGCACGAUCGCUCCAAAGAAAUUCAUUACAAGACUCCGCAAGGAAUAUGAACUGUUUGACAACUACAUGCAGCAGGAUGCUCACGAGUUCCUCAACUACUUGCUCAACAGGGUGUCUGAGCUGUUACAAGAAAAACAGGGGAGCAAGACAAAGAAUGGAGGCAAUGAUACCCAACCUGGAUCAAAAUCAGAACCAACAUGGGUGGAGGACCUCUUCCAAGGGACAUUUACUAAUGAGACACGAUGUCUCAAUUGUGAGACGGUGAGCAGUAAGGAUGAGGAUUUCCUGGACUUAUCUGUGGACGUGGAACAAAACACUUCUAUCACUCACUGUUUGCGGGGUUUCAGUAGCACAGAGACCCUGUGUGCGGAACACAAAUACUACUGUGAGGGAUGCUGCAGUAAACAGGAGGCACAGAAGAGGAUGAGAGUGAAGAAGCUGCCUCAGAUCCUGGCUCUGCAUUUAAAGAGGUUCAAAUACAUGGAACAGAUGAACCGAUUUACUAAGUUGUCCUACAGAGUUGUCUUUCCUUUAGAGUUGAGAUUGUUCAACACAUCAGAUGAUGCAUGUAAUCCCGACCGUAUGUAUGACCUGGUAGCUGUGGUGAUCCAUAUUGGCAGCAGUCUCAACAGAGGUCACUACAUCAGUAUUGUCAAGAGUGAUGGCUUCUGGUUCCUUUUUGAUGAUGAUAUUGUUGACAAAAUUGAUUCUAAUGCAAUAGAAGACUUUUAUGGAUUGCCUUCGGAUUUACAGAAAAACUCAGAGACUGGUUAUAUAUUGUUUUAUCAAUCCCGGGAGUGAAACUGAAAUGGAUGCUAGUUGGGCAAAGAUUCUUGUUUGAGAGUAGAAACUUGAAUAUGUUUCAUAGCGUGUGAACUUCAUAGGAUUGUGAUAUUUUGUUUUAAUCUCUCAUGUUUUUACUUCCUGUUUUGUUUAAGGAUAUAAAUGUAAAUUUGAGUGAUAGUGAACCACUGUGAAUCGUGAUAUAUUGUUACCAAGGUCAAUUGAUGCAUAAUUUACAGAAGUGUUCAAUCUACAAAUUCUCUUCAAAGUGAUGAAAGUACAUUGCUUUGCAUCUUUUAACUAGAAAAAAUGAUACAGAAAGAUAUCUGGAUGUUAAAAAUGUGAUUUUUGUUCAGGGGCAUUUUAACAUUGAUGUGAAUUUGUUGAGAAUGGCCAUUGGUGCUAGUGUUUGUCUCAGCUGAAUAUUAACUAGAUCUGAAGUUAUAGCAUGUUACAGCAUUUUGUGGUACAUUGUACCAGGUAUGUAGAUAAAAUCACCAGAUUAGUGCUAGACUGUUACAACAGUUCCUUUACAAAGAAAUACUAACAGCAAUUUGAGGGAGCAGAAAAAAUGUGUAAUGAUUGAAUUAAUAAUAGGUUUUUUAGAAUUGUUUUAUGCAAAUUGAAAUUAACUUUUGAAAUGUCCUAAUAUUUAGUGAUGAUACCUGGGGUUCUAACUUGGCAGUGUCUGGAAUGUGCUUAUAUUUAGUGAUGAUACCAGGGGCCCUGAUUAGUUACCCAGCUGACCUGGCAGAGUCGGGAAUGUUGUAAACUUUAUUUAGUGACGAUACCAGGGACCCAGCUGACCUGGCAGUGUCUGGAAUGUAACUCAUUACUACAUGCUUAUUACUCUCAUGUCUUAUUUCUACGUAAUACAUACUUGUAAAAAGAGAUAUUUUGACAUCAUCAAAUCAUAAUCAAAGCACAUCACAGGCUUUUAGAUUUAAUGUACAAGGAAAUCUCGAUGGAAAAUAUAGAUUCAAACCCUGCAGCAGAAGUUUAGUUUACAUCGUUUUCUCAAUAUUCUCAAUAAGUGAUCCCUUGACAAAAAAAAAAGAAAAAAAUAAUGUUGAAUAGAUACUCAUAUCAGAUCAACUAAAUAGUAUCAUCUUAAUCAAGACUAAGACAUCACCAUUAGCCAUCAGAGAUGGCUGAGAGUUCUUUUACGCAACAUCCUAUAUCUAAUCAUGAUAAUGCUUUAAGUCAAAAACGUUCAGUCACAGCUUUCAGGUAGUGCUGGACAAGGAAGCCAGAAAAUGUGUUAUUUUUCUGAGUGUCUUAUUUUGUAGUUUCUGUAUGUGUAUGUCAGGUACUGAUCAAAGACUAUUUAUUGAGAGACAUUUGUUAGCUAGUGGUCAUUCUUUGUAACAUAACAUUUCUUUUUUCCAAUGUGUACAUAUAUUAAAGGCAUUCUAUAUAGCUUUCUUUCCAAUAUUUUGAACUUUUUGAUUAUAUUAAUCAGUAUUUGAUUAUUUUUUUCAAAUUAGUUUGUGAUUUUUUGUUAUGAUUAAGCAAAUCAUAUUGAAUUUAAAUUUAAUAAAAAGGUAAAAAUGUAUGAUUAUGAAAUAUAAAUUUGAUUAAUUAUUUAGUUACUGUAGCUUGACCUUUGUGCAAUGUUUACAUAUACUUUUGUUUGUAAGCUGGAAAAAAUCAUAAAGUGUAGAGACUAUGGCUCUUGAUUAGGAUAUUAUUUAUUGAUGUAAACAUCGAUUAAUUGUACAGUUCAUUGCUUUUGUACAUUGUUCAGAACUGUCACAAUUUGUCAUGGACCAGUGAUGUUUUAAUAUUGAAUUAUUUCCAAAUAUGUAAUGGUUGUUUUCAUAGCUUUGUUAACAGCAAUAUCAUAUGAUAUUAUAAGUAAAAUGAAGUGUUUAACCAUAGUUAAUGUAAAAUGAUUGUAUAAGCUUUAUUGAAGGUAAGUAUCAAAUUAAUCAAGAUAAAAUCUAUUUCAUUUUUGGUGAAAGUAGUUUGAAGUUUGUUGCAUGUGUAUGUUUGGUAGAAUCUUCUAUAAGAAUGAAAUACCUCAGAAUACUACUGUCAUAUCGAUAUGAUCAUGCUUUUGGUUUGAUCUAUAACACAAGGUUGUAUUAAGCUUUUGACUUAACUCUGUUAUGCAUUGGAAAGCCAUACCAGUAAUAUCUAAUAUUUUUUCAUUCACAAUACUGAAAACAAUACCUAUAUGUGUUUACAUUUUGCAGAAGGUCUUGUAAAACUGUUUUUAAUGACAGCAAAUCAAAGUGAAAAGAAGAAUGCCUGAGCUCUGGAAGCUAUUGAAAUUGCUCUUUUUGAGAAAAAGUAUAGUGCAUUGUAUAACAUGUGUCAAAAACAUAUUUAUACUAGAUAUUUAGUCACUCGAUAUUCAAAGUAGCAAAUAGGGACAAACAAUUAAAUAUAAUUAAAAUUAUUAUCAUGCUAAUAAUAAGGGCAUUGAUCACUAAACAUGAAUUAAGCAUCAAUAAAAGAGAAGUUAUGAAUAAAAAUCACUAAAACCUUGAUAUGUUAGAAUUUAUACAUACACAUGAGACACAUAGUUUUGUUGUAAGCUUUAAGAUUCGUUUUGAGUGGAAAGUUACUGUUGUGUUUUUUUCUAAAAGCAAUUAGUUUAUGUGACAAGGGACAUAACUCGUUCUUACCUACAUGAUUUUAUUUUUUGUAUUGGUAUGUCACAUAUGUUUAUAUGUGCUACAGUGCACUUUUACUGUAAUUCCUUGAUGUAUGGAGCAAUUCCUUGUUUUUUUGUACAUAUAUACCAGCUAGCCUGAGUUUAUAUGGGUAACCUUUUCAAAUAAAAAUCAAUUGUCUAAGAUUUCUGUGGAACUAAUUAGCAAUCUGUCCUCAGCUUACAUAUGAUGAGGCAACAGUUCUGUCAGGAAUCAUUGAUACCUUUGCAGUGAUGGAUUGGAUUUUUUUUGUUCCUUAUGUUACAAUCUUUGUAUAUGUAUUCAUUUAAUGUUACUGUAGUAGAAGCACUGCUUCCAUAAAGAUAUAACAUGAUUACAUGUAAUUGAUGCUUUCUGGCUAUAUGUUUUGUACGCAUUGUCUCUGUUAAACUCUAAACAAAAAGAUUGGAAAUCGCAUUUAUGAUAUUUCAUAAUUAUCAAGAAAAAAACCCAACAUUUUCUAGGAGUUCAUAGAAUGUAUUUUGUUGGUAAUGAGGGACCUGACUGCUUAUUUAAGUUGAAUUGAAGAUCAUUGGUUUUCAUUUGCAUUUAAAAUCUAUUACACAUAUUUAUUUUAUAUAAAAGCUAACUUAUCAGGAAAUCAAAGCCUGGAUGAUUGGAGCCAGAUUGUGACUUUACCUUUUCACAGUUUUUUUUUUGUCAUGCACAGAAAAUGUUAGAUAUGUAAUCAAUGAUAUUAUCACAAAUUAAGUGUCUUGGUUGAUAUAAAUGUAACAAUGGUUUAUCUGACCUGAUUACGGAAUGUUUGUUUUUCCGGUGGUUUAUAUCAAUCUGGCCUGUAUUUGACCACCAAUUUUUCCAUAUUUUCCAAACAUGACACAAUAUCAUCUAGUACAAAAAUGUACAAGGAUUGUAGCGCUGAUGUAGUCUUGACUGAACCAAUACAUAAUUAACUAUUUCAGUCACAGCAGAGGAUAUCUUUUGUUAGCAUAGUUAUAUAAAAGUAGAGUUUCUAACAGGAGGAAACAUAUCUUGAUAUUUUUAUUAAUCAUAUAGAUCAACAAAAUGUUUCUUAUUGUCAAAUUUGGAAUUAGGUAGAGUUGAAAUGUCAGGAAUGGAAAGAUUAUAUGAUUUGAUGUGAAAUUCACAAAUAAUUUAUGAUAUCAGGGUAUAGUAAUCAGACUGAAGGGUAAAACUUAGAGCUUAAUUAUAUCCAAAGAAAACAUUUCUCAGCAGUUGUCCAAUUUUACAUACAUUUUAUAAGCAUAAUCUGUCCACUCGUUAAUCCUAAUUGUUUGAAUAUGGCGUUCCUUAUGUAGAGGCACCCCAUUGGUACUAAAGAUGAAUAGGUUUGAAAUUUCGUUGCAAACCUUGGUACGCUUAGUUCGUGAAAUGUUCCAUAUCUUUGAGCUUUUGAGUUUUCCGUUUGUAAUUAACAAAAUAUAAUUUAAAACGUUUAAAAAAAAACAAAUAAAAGAAAAAUUUAGUGAGAUAAAUAUAUCAUGAUACAAUAUUUAUCAAGAUUACCGAAAUACUUUUUACUUUGGUACUACUGUCGUUUAGUUAUAGCUUAUAUUUGUGUUAACAUAAUGGCCAAUAGAAUAGAGAAUUAUACAGGAAAAAACAUGCAAAAACCGACUUGUGUGACCGAGAAUCAUGCACAUACAAUGUACCUAAUGGUGUACAUAUGCAAUGUAAUCAGAUCUUGAAUUAUUUUAGAUAUCAAUUUUUUUUAUUGCCAGAUAUUACAAGUAUCAAUUGUAAUUAGUAAAAUUUUGCCAUUCAACUGUUAACCUGAGGUUUGGUGUGAUACAGUGCAGAUGACCCACUCUGUUCAACCAGCUAAUGCAUAUGGAUGACAAUCACCUUUAAUUACCUUGUACAAAUGUAUAUCUUUUAGUCUCUUUUCUUUUGACCUACAAUACACUGACAUUGCACAUAAUUGCAGCAUUGUGUUAGGAUGACAUCCUUUUGAUAAAUCAGCGAAUUUGCUAUGUAAUUUAUAUUAAAAGUGGUAGAUUGAGGGAGGUGGGGCCGGCCCCACACUUGGAUUUCAUUGUUUUAUAUAAUGAAAAUGACAGUUUGGGGGUGUUUUUUUCAAGAAACGUCUUCUUAUUUGGAUAUACAAAAUGUAUAAGAAUAGGAUUGCAACUGGACUUUUUCAGUACCCUCGAUUUCUAUAGGGUACCCAGAUAUGAGUUAUGGGAAGUCAAUGUGGCUUUCUCUAACUGUAAUACCUAAAAUCUAAUCCAGAGAAAAGAAGAACAAAAGGAUAUGCCUUCUCAAUAAAGCUAUGAUUGAAAUUUGAUCGAUUUUACUAAUGAAUGCCACAUCUGUAAUCUAACAGCAUGUUUUAUCAUACUUCCAGUGUAGCAUGUUUAUACUGGCACAAUUUAAUGUGUAUUCUGUAUUGGCAGUAUUAAGAAAUUUUAUGAUAGAAAAGAAAUAUGUUGUGGACAAAAUGUUUUGUAUCCUUCAGUCUACAAUUACUUUGUAUGUCUCACCGUUUUUUUGUACAAUAAACCCACAAACAUAGACUUUAAUGACCCACAUACAUAGACUUUAAUGACCCACGAACAUAGACUUUAAUGACCCACAAACAUAGACUUUAAUGACCCACAUACAAAGACUUUAAUGACCCACAAACAUAGACUUUAAUGACCCACAAACAAAGACUUUAAUGACCCACAAACAUAGACUUUAAUGACCCACAAACAUAGAUUUUAAUGACCCACAUACAUAGACUUUAAUGACCUACAUACAUAGACUUUAAUGACCCAUAAACAUAGACUUUAAUGUCCCACAUACAUAGACUUUCAUGACCCACAAAUAUAGACUUUCAUGACCCACAAACAUAGACUUUCAUGACCCACAAACAUAGACUUUAAUGACCCACAAACAUAGACUUUCAUGACCCACAUACCUAGACUUUAAUGACCCACAAACAAAGACUUUAAUGACCCACAUACAUAGACUUUAAUAACCAACAAACAUAGACUUUAAUGACCCACAAACAUAGACUUUAAUUUCCCACACAUAUAGACUUUAAUGACCCACAUACAUAGACUUUAAUGACCCACAAACAAAGACUUUAAUGACCCACAAACAUAGACUUUAAUGACCCACAAACAUAGACUUUAAUGACCUACAUACAAAGACUUUAAUGACCCACACACAUAGACUUUAAUGACCCACAUACAUAGACUUUAAUGACCCACAAACAUAGACUCUAAUGACCCACAUACAUAGACUUUAAUGACCCACAUACAUAUACUUUAAUGACCCACAUAAAUAGACUCUAAUGACCCAAAUACAUAGACUCUAAUGACCCAUAAACAUAGACUUUAAUGACCCACAAACAUAGACUUUAAUGACCACAAACAUAGACUUUAAUGACCUACAUACAUAGACUUUAAUGACCCACAAACAUAGACUUUAAUGACCCACAUACAUAGACUUUAAUGACCCACAAACAUAGACUUUAAUGACGCACAAACAUAGACUUUAAUGACCCACAAACAAAGACUUUAAUGACCCACAAACAUAGACUUUAAUGACCCACAAACAUAGACUUUAAUGACCCACAAACAUAGACUUUAAUGACCCACAAACAUAGACUUUAAUGACCCACAAGCAUAGACUUUAAUGACCCACACACAUAGACUUUAAUGACCCACAUACAUAGACUUUAAUGACUCACAUACAUAGACUUUAAUGACCCACCAACAUAGACUUUAAUGACCCACAUACAUAGACUUUAAUGACCCACGAACAUAGACUUUAAUGACCCACGAACAUAGACUUUAAUGACCCACAAACAUAGACUUUAAUGACCCACAUACAUAGACUUUAAUGACCCACGAACAUAGACUUUAAUGACCCUCAAACAUAGACUUUAAUGACCCACAUACAAAGACUUUAAUGACCCACAAACAUAGACUUUAAUGACCCACAAACAUAGACUUUCAUGACCCACAAACAUAGACUUUAAUGACCCACAAACAAAGACUUUAAUGACCCACAUACAUAGACUUUAAUAACCAACAAACAUAGACUUUAAUGACCCACAAACAUAGACUUUAAUUUCCCACACAUAUAGACUUUAAUGACCCACAUACAUAGACUUUAAUGACCCACAAACAAAGACUUUAAUGACCCACAAACAUAGACUUUAAUGACCCACAAACAUAGACUUUAAUGACCCACAAACAUAGACUUUAAUGACCCACAAGCAUAGACUUUAAUGACCCACACACAUAGACUUUAAUGACCCACAUACAUAGACUUUAAUGACUCACAUACAUAGACUUUAAUGACCCACCAACAUAGACUUUAAUGACCCACAUACAUAGACUUUAAUGACCCACGAACAUAGACUUUAAUGACCCACGAAACAUAGACUUUAAUGACCCACAAACAUAGACUUUAAUGACCCACAUACAUAGACUUUAAUGACCCACGAACAUAGACUUUAAUGACCCUCAAACAUAGACUUUAAUGACCCACAUACAAAGACUUUAAUGACCCACAAACAUAGACUUUAAUGACCCACAAACAUAGACUUUAAUGACCCACAAACAUAGACUUUAAUGACCCACAUACAUAGACUUUAAUGACCCACGAACAUAGACUUUAAUGACCCACAUACAUAGACUUUAAUGACCCACGAACAUAUACUUUAAUGACCCACAUACAUAGACUUUAAUGACCCACAAACAAAGACUUUAAUGACCCACAAACAUAGACUUUAAUGACUCGCAUACAUAGACUUUAAUGACCCACAAACAAAGACUUUAAUGACCCACAAACAUAGACUUUAAUGACUCGCAUACAUAGACUUUAAUGACCCACGAACAUAGACUUUAAUGACCCACAUACAUAGACUUUAAUGACCCACAAACAAAGACUUUAAUGACCCACAAACAUAGACUUUAAUGACUCGCAUACAUAUACUUUCAUGAGCACAAAGUAAUGGUUUAGAACCACGACGUCAUUUGUAAGCUAUAAAGCACUGUAUAGGAUACAUGUCGGAGAAUGAAAUCUAUGGGUUGUUUCUACAGACAGGGACAAAAUGCAGUAGAUUAUCCAACCCGUGUCUGAUUGUUACUGUAUAUCAUGGAAGAUUUAGCGUGCACCCAUGUUAUAGGUCACUGUGGACCAGAGGAUAUUUAUUGGAAACUCCAAUAAAAUCACAGAAACAAAAA